AUGCUAUACGCAAUUUUUACAAAUAAUAAGCUUAUUGUUAUAGAAACUUAUGAACUUUCGGAAGCGAAAUCAGCAAUGCUAUUUAAUGAACAGGAUUUGAAUGAUCGAAUGGAAGAGAUGUCGAGCUUGGAAAGAUCUCUAGAGGCCCAAGAAAGUGAACUUGACAAGAUCAGGGAAAGCUUAAGAGAGAAAGUUGAUUCAAUAAAACAAGAUCUUAAACAAGCAGAAGAAUAUGCUGUCACGCUUAGAGAAUCAUAUUGGAAGAAG
Funneliformis caledonium is the source of this 267-nucleotide messenger RNA. The record is from the annotation of a GenBank genome assembly. NCBI's taxonomy places the organism in Eukaryota, Fungi, Glomeromycota, Glomeromycetes, Glomerales, Glomeraceae.